AAGACGUUGUGCGCUGGCGCGCGUCCGCGGCUCCGCGGUUGGCUCUCCGGCCAUAAUGGUAGGUGGAGCCUAUGUAUUUCAGCUCCGCACGCCCGACUGCUGCUGCAGCAGAAGCAGAAGCACGGAUAGAGCUGGAACGGUAGUCAGUGCUAGCAGUGCCAAGCGAGUGGUUGUGUGCUUCGAUACGCUCUCUGCUCUCUCACCUUGCUCGCAGCCCUCUGUGUGCAGCAACGCGACGGGACUCUGCUUCUUAGCCUCCGGGGGCAGCGAGAGAGAGCUCGCUUCUUCCGGACAGCGAGCGCUGAGUGUGCGAGACUAGUUUGUGCCAAGUGUAGUACAUUUACCGCCAAAGUGUUUUGUUCAUACGGGUGGGAAGGGUCAGGGCGGCCCAACCCGCUGAACACCACACCCGGUGCACAACAUCACCUGCACCCUAUCAUCUGUGAUCCAACAUUGGACACUAUCUCAUCGCACCGUCGGAGCUCUGAGGACGAAGGUAGCCCGGGCGUGGGAACCUCUCCGUCGGACAACAUGCUGACCUCGAUGGAGGCGACAAGCCCCGAGAUGAAGCCGCACCUCAUGCACCAGCACUACCCCAGCCUCGCUCUUGGUGGCCUGCAGCAGAUGGGCCACCACGCGAUGACCGGCGGCGGCCAGUCCAUGGGCGGCCAGCAGCCCGGCGGCGGCAGCGCCGCGAGUAAGGCGGCGCAGAACGCCGACCGCGUCAAGCGGCCGAUGAACGCGUUCAUGGUGUGGUCGCGCGGACAGCGUAGGAAGAUGGCGCAAGAGAACCCGAAAAUGCACAAUUCCGAGAUCAGCAAGCGGCUGGGCGCCGAAUGGAAGCUGCUCAGCGAGGCGGACAAGCGGCCGUUCAUCGACGAGGCCAAGCGGUUGCGUGCCGUGCACAUGAAGGACCACCCGGACUACAAGUACCGGCCGCGCCGCAAGACCAAGACCCUGUUGAAGAAGGACAAGUACCCGAUGGCAGGCUCCGGCGGAGGCGCCGCUGCCGCGCCCGGCAGCACCGUCCUGUCGUCCGAACGGCAGAGCUCGCAGCAGACGCCGCAGCAGCAGGCGGCCAACGCGCAGCGCGACCUUUACGCGCAGAUGCCCAACGGCUACAUGCCGAAUGGCUAUGUUUCGGCGGCGGCGGCCAUGAUGUCGUCGCACUGCGACUCGGCGGCCAGCUACCAAUACCAUAACCACAUGAGCGGCUCUUACCACCAACAGGCCUACGACAUGCAAGUUGCGCGCCAUCAGCAGUACAUGAACGGCAUCAGCGGCACCGGCUACAUGUACCAGUCGUCCAACUCGUCCAGCGGCGGGUCGCCGCUGUACAUGCAGCAGCCGCUGAGCAUCGGUGCUCCUCAGAUGUCUCACUCGCCCAACAGCGGGAGCAGCAUCAAGUCGGAGCCGCACAGCCCCGGCACCGGCAACAACGUUGGUACCAAUAAUAAUGUCACUAUCAAGCGCGAGCCGAGCAACCCUUCGGCGCAGUCGGCUGCCCUGAUUUACGGCCAGCAGCAGCAGCAUCAGUCUGCAGAUGGAAACAUUAACCGCAUGAUCUCAAUGUACUUGCCGGACGGUCAGCAGCGGGUGGUGCACCCGCACCCGUACGCCGCCUCGCAGCACACUCACGCUGUCCUUCAGCACCAACAGCAGCAACAACAGCAGCAACAGCAGCAGCACUCUCCUGUUGACCACCUGCAGCAACCCUCGACGCCCAACCCAUCUCAACCUGGCGGAAGAUGAUGGACCGAAUCAGCGAGCCACGAGGAAGAUGAGGACGAUGAUGAUGGUUAUCUCUGCUCGGAGGAACAACCGAUAGCAGACUAUCAGCAUCAGUAUUAGCCGAGGACCAGCGCGCCCGCCUCGCCUGUGUAACAGCUCUCGUCCACCGGCUUGAUGUGACUCUUUUCUCGCGGACUCUCUCGGUACUUCACUCUCAGUUAUACGCGAUAACUACAUCCACUAUAUUAUUUGCCAUGUUUUUCACCGAUUGUAUACGAGCAAGCGAACGACAAAAACCAGCGCGCGCGUUUUCACACAUUAUUAUAGGGGAUUAGGGGACAGCGAGCGAUUUUUAUCUGCGCACGCGAGUCUACAAUUUAUUAACGUGCAUAUCACAGAUUAUUAAUCUCGAGAGGUGUUGAAAACAUGCGAUUUGUAAAUAAAAAUUCAAAGACAGAAAGAAUAUAUGCACCGAUUCCCAUGAAAUAAAAUCAACCAUUUUGCCCGAUGAAAAAAAAAUAAUAUACAUCCUUUUAAUUCACAUAAAAGGCUCAAGGAAAAGUCGGCUUUCAAUUAUUAACCCUAGCCCCUCCCCGAUCAAAUGCUAUCGUUUUGAAGUAAGUGCCCAUCAUCAACAUUUUUGACUGGUUAUUUUAUAUUGUUUAAUUAAAAACUAAAAUACUUCAAAUUGGAACUUAAUACGUAUCUUCUUCAUUUGACUUCUGUCUCUGUUGUCUUUCUGUGUACAUAAGAGUACAACUUUCAAUUCUACGUCAGAGGAAAGCAGAGAGUUUUUUUAAAUAUUGCGCGUUAAUUGUCAAAUGCUGAGAUAUAAACAACUGCAGAGGCCAUACAUUAUGAUAGAAUGGAAACAAGAUUCGAGCGAAAUUUUCUUAAGCAUUGUUCAAAUUCAGUAAAAGGCCAUACUAAUUUUAGUCACCACGAUUAAAGCAUCAUAAUACUAUGGAGAUUAAUAUUAUUUAUAAAGAGGGAGUUAGUUUUUAAUUAUUGUACAUACACAGAGUAUGAUUGUGGCGUUAGCUAUCGUUCAGUUUGGGAAAUUUGAUUUCUUCUAGAAACGUGCGAUUGAUAUGCAAGAAAAUUAUGUUCGUGCAGCCCUGCGUCGUGGUUUUUUUCUCGAAUUGAAUUUGGUCUAGCAUUGCACGUGUGUACGAACACGGGCGUCUGUCCGAUUACUAGCGCCAUUACCAUAACUUGAUUAAGGCUAAGUUGACGACGUAAGGAGAUAUCAAAUUGAUGCUUCCUUGCUGAUUUAAAUACCACUGGGGUUCCUACUGAAAGUUUGAAAAAAGAUGGGCGGCAAUCUAAUUGCAAAUUUUGUUGUUCAGUGUGCAUUGCUAGAGCGACCGUCUGUUUUUAUUGGAUUCAAACAUCUUAAUUUAAUGCUGUAGGGAAUAAUUGCAUUUUGCGUAAACGAGUGGGCGAUGAUUGAUAAUGUAUGUUCCCAAGCGAUGUAAAUGUCUGUUGGUAUUGCAACGUGAUCUUAACUAUUAUUUUUCUAAAAAAAAAAAUAGUCGCCCAACUACAAACACACGAGAUAAUUGUGAUUAUUCAAAUGAUUUUACUGAAUCUGAAAGUCGUUUAACGUGUUUGCUGCAACACAGAUAUUGUAAGGGUAUUUCUUUGAAAAAUUGCUGCAACACGGACAUAGUAAGGGUAUUUCUUUGAAAAAAUUGCGAGGGCAACCCACCGCGGCACUCGCAACAGUUCUCAGCCAGAUGAUCAAAAAUGUGCAGUUGUGACACACGAAUAUGAAUGAUACUGAUUUCCCUGUAAGUACACGAAGAAGGCAAAAAUCGAUGUUAACUCUCACCAUCAAGAAACGAAAUGAACAUGCGUUAAUACAGUGAAAUGUUUCGUUUGCAUGGUGUUUUGUAUAGAAAAAAAUACCGUCGAAAUAUAGAUAAUCAUUGUAAAUUA
Messenger RNA from Cloeon dipterum, 3672 nucleotides. RefSeq names its product transcription factor Sox-3-A-like. Gene Ontology annotation, molecular function: RNA polymerase II cis-regulatory region sequence-specific DNA binding; DNA-binding transcription factor activity, RNA polymerase II-specific. The coding region runs from base 532 to 1752 and encodes 406 amino acids. Gene Ontology annotation, biological process: regulation of DNA-templated transcription; cell differentiation; anatomical structure morphogenesis. The transcript has 2 exons. The record is from RefSeq and is a predicted model, not a curated record. NCBI's taxonomy places the organism in Eukaryota, Metazoa, Arthropoda, Insecta, Ephemeroptera, Baetidae.